CAAGUCUCCCACUCCUUCCUUCCUCAGCCGCGCUACUAGACUAGGGUUUAAAACCACGAGCACUGGGUGAGACAGUCUUGGGAAUGGCGGAGAGAUCGAAGCAGUGGCUUCUGAUUGCAACGGGCACCCUCCUUGGCUCCUUCUGCACCUUAGCGCUUCUUAGAUUUCUUUCUAGAAAGGAGGAGAAGCAGAAUGGUCGAUCUUCUUCCCAAUUUAACCCACAAAAUGGCAUGAUCGAUAAUAAAAAAAAGCUUGCAGGAUGCAGAACUAGUUGUCAGGAUAGUUUAAAGAAUUUGCAUGGAUUGGAUUUAGAAGAUGAGGUAGUAUCUGAACAAUUGACAAGGAACAUCCAAUUCUUUGGUUUUGAGUUUCAAAGAAAAGUAUCGGAUGCCUAUGUUGUUGUUGUUGGUCUUGGUGGAGUUGGUAGUCAUGCUGCUUCCAUGCUUUUACGAUCUGGUAUUGGCAGGCUCCUUCUUGUGGAUUUUGACCAGGUGUCACUUUCAUCACUAAAUCGUCAUGCUGUGGCCAACAGAGACGAUGUUGGAACCCCUAAGGCCCUUUGUCUGCAGAAGCAUUUUGCAAGCAUAUUCCCCGAGAGUAAUGUGGAAGUAAAAGUUCAGAUGUAUGAUACAUCAUCUGAGGAAGAAAUUCUAUCAGGCUACCCAGACUUUGUUCUUGAUUGCAUUGACAAUAUUGACACCAAGGUUGCUCUCCUUGCUGCUUGUGUGCGUAGAGGUUUGAAGGUUCUCUCAGCAAUGGGUGCGGGUGCUAGAGCUGAUCCAACGCGAAUUCGUGUUGCUGACUUGAGAGAAUCAAUCAAUGACCCACUGUCUCGAGCGGUCAGAUACCGUUUGAGAAAAGACCAUGGGAUUGAUGGUGGAAUACCUGUGGUAUUUUCUUUGGAGAAACCAAAGAUGAAGUUGCUUCCUUUUAAAAGUUUAACUGAAGAAGAAGAAAAUCCUUCAGACUAUCAGGUAGUACCAGGUUUCAGAGUUCGUAUUAUACCUGUUCUGGGUACUAUUCCAGCAAUUUUUGGGCAAAUAAUGGCCUCAUAUGUUGUGACUCUGUUAUCGGGAUUGUCUGUUGAAAUGGAACCUGUGGUUAAUUUGGAUUUGGAUCAUUAUGGGAUUCUUCAUAACCGCCUUGUUGAGCAUGAAGAGUCAGUUUAUGGCUCCUCCAUUGAAGUUUUGGUUGAUGUCGAAGAAGUUAUGUAUGUCGUCAAAGAGUUGUGGCAUGGAAGAAGUGCAAGGGAUCAAUCCUUGAUAAAUGUUGGGCGCAAAAUGUGGCGGUCUGUUAAUGAGUUAAUGCUCGUAAGGUGGGACAAAUCAAAACCUGCUACAGUUACAAACUUGAUACUCCUGAAGCUUAAUGAGGUGAACGCACAUGAAUCAAGUACAAUAGACCUCAUAAAGGAGAAAGAGCCUGAAUUUUAUUCCUUGGUGACUUGCGUGCUGAAUCGAGCAAAGAUAGACUUCGGUCUAUAACUUGCAACUACAGAAUCAUUUUUUGACAAAUAUGAUCAUUCUUGCUGUUCUUGUAGAGGCACAAACUUGAUAUUUGCAAAAGCUAGUGAUCCGUGUGCAACUUACUGCAUAUCAACCCAAAUGGUCAACAAAUUAAAGUGUCUAGGGAGGAUAUUACCAGAAUUGGUACAUCCUACAAAGGUCAGGCACACCUGUGAUGCAACCUCGACGGCAACAAAUGUAUCUUAAAUUCUCUCAGAUUAUAGAUCCACCCGUUGCUACUUGGGAUCCUUGUGGACUAAUUGACUGUCUAUUGGUGUUAUGAGCUGAAUUUAAGUUUCACCUAAAUUAAACUUAAGUGUAACAUAUUUAACUGGGAUUUUGUUGUUCUAGGUUGAACUCAAAUUGAGGCUGAAUUGGUGUAAAAUUUCCAUCAUUGCUCUCAGUUACCAAUACGUGCUUCCUUUGUAAUGCGCAAUAAUUGAGGAACAA
Molecule: messenger RNA, 1955 nt
Organism: Zingiber officinale
Lineage: Eukaryota; Viridiplantae; Streptophyta; Magnoliopsida; Zingiberales; Zingiberaceae
Product: tRNA threonylcarbamoyladenosine dehydratase-like
Exons: 11
Coding region: 84-1484 (466 amino acids)
Biological process (GO): cyclic threonylcarbamoyladenosine biosynthetic process
Cellular component (GO): plastid
Molecular function (GO): ubiquitin-like modifier activating enzyme activity; tRNA threonylcarbamoyladenosine dehydratase activity
Source: RefSeq, a predicted model, not a curated record